AGUUUGUGCUGGUGGAAAGGAUAGCAAAGCCACGAGGUAUAGUUUCCUCCUGGCCAGGUGUUUUUUUGUCCGUCCUCCUUUGGCGCCUUUUUUCCUCCCCCGUUCAAAACAUUGUGAAACUGUCCCCUGGUGCAAGGGAGGUUUUUCUCGUUACCUUGAGCAAAUGCCAGAAGAAUAGUUUGAGUGCAUUUUCCGACAAAGAAAAACAUCAGAGAAAAUUAUUUGCAGAAUUGAUUAAACAUUUGAGAGGGUGGUACAGUUUGCUUGUUCUUCUCCGAGAGUGGAGAAGAAGGGGGUGGUUGGGUGUUUUGAGAGUGAACUACCGUGUCUCCAUUUUUUUCCGGGCCAAAAAGUCACGAGAACGGGUUGGAAAGUACAUCAAUUUCCCGCCUUUUUGGAGCUUGGCUCGCUCGGUGUAAAAUGUUUAUUUCCGUUGCUGAGUGACCCCUUUUUUAGCACCAACCCCCAAAACCAUAACCAUAUUGUGAACUCUCUGUGCAAAUGGUCCUUCAGUUUCCCGCCAAAAACGCUCUGCGAAUUUCCCUUUGUGUGCUCUGCUAAAAUUCAAAACAGUUUCCCAUGGUUAACAGUGAAUAGAUUUAAUCACAGUGGUUCUGCACUAUAUCAGGGAUAGACUAGAGGUCAAUAUUAUGUCAAAGUGCAAAGGUGGUAAAAUAGAGUGAAAUAUGUAGAUUUCCCAUGGAUUGCCCAAGCAGCAGCGUAAAAGCCCGUGUAACUGUGGCUACUCAGAAAAUGAAAUUUUUAUGACGCACCUGGAAAGAUACUCACAUUUUAUAUUAAUGCACACAUAAGCCAGUGGACUAGUGACUAUAGUGCAAGGCAAUCAGCCAAGAAGAACUCCCCAGAGAGUCAGUGCGUGUUUGUGCCUUCAGCCCCAACAAAAAGAAGCUCGAGACAGCUUUAAGAAAAAUCAACCCCAAAACCUCCCAAAAAAGGGUGGGUUUUGUGAUUUUUGUGCCCUCUCUGCAACAGUUGUUUGAAUCUCCUUUUUUUUGUGCUAUAAAUCCGUGGCCGGAGGACACAGAGAUGGGCUGUAGUUCGAGUCAAGAGGCAAGACUGGUACCCACAGAAAAUGGGGAUGCCACAAAAGUGGAACAAGAUGAUGCCAAAAGUGAAAAAGUAGUGCUUAGCGAUGGGGAUACCAUGGAGGACUUUGGCGAAGAUGCUGCUGAGGCCGCCACAAAGAUACAAGCAGUUUUUCGUGGACACAAAGUUAGAGCAGCCAUGAAACAGGGAGAUUCCACUGCCGUCAAUGGUGCCAGCGAAGAGUCCAAAACUGAACCACCACCCUCCAAGGAGGAGCUCGAGGCAGAGUUCGAUCCCAAUGACAAAGAACUCUGUGAGGCAGCAACGAGGAUUCAGGCUACUUUUAGAGGUCACUUGGCGCGCAAAUUGGCCACAGGUGCUGAAUUGAAGGAUGAUGCUGAACUCCAAGAGAUCACUAAGAAGGUGGCCGAAGAGUUGGACAUCGAUUUGAGUGAUCCGGAAUUGAAUAAAGCAGCUACGAAAAUCCAGGCAUCCUUCCGUGGUCACAAGGCACGCAAAACCGAUGGCAAGGAUUAAAUUAGUGAUUCUCUCAUCUACAACCAAACAAUUAUACGUACUUCGAGAGAAGGAAUAAUUUAAAUAAAAAGAAAAGUGAAGAAUAUACCUUUAAAAAAAAAUUAGCAGACAGUUUUAAAAUUGAAUUAAAAAAAACAUUGCAGAAAUGCAAAAUGUGGAAAAAUGACUAGAAUUGGCGCAAAAAUUUUACCAAAAAAAAUAAAGAAAUGAUGUUUCUGGAUAAGAGACAAGUAGAUUUACAUGUGUAUAAAUUUCUCUUUCUCUUCAAAGAACCAGUCAAUUUGCCUUUUUGUAAUUUGGAUGGAAGAUAUAAAUGUGAAAAGAAAAUUUUAAUAUUUUUUUUCUGAUGGGCAAAUAAACAUUUAUUAGAAUAUUUCUGUUAGUCAUUGAAUCAUCACAGAAAUAAGUAAAAAAAAAAAGAAGCAGGUAAAUACAUCCAUUUGUUCAUCUAUCCCCCGCCCCCCUGCAAAAUUAAUAAAGAAAAAGUUCUAUCCUGUGGAUUUUCACAAAAAAAAAUUAAAAAAAAGUUUUCUUAAACUAUUUUUACCAGAUAAAAAAACCAAAAUGGGAUUUUUCUAGAGGAACCUUUUAAAAUGGAUAGAAAACAAGAAUCUUUAACACAAUGUAUCCCCAAAUGCCCCAUAUAUAUAGAAUGUAAAAUUGAGUGCUUAAUUGAGAAUUAUUUUAGGCUAAUUAGAAUAAUUUUACACGCAAUAGAAAACUCUUUGGUUUCUCGCUUGCGAAUACUAUUAUGGAAGUUUUUCCCCUAUAAAUGAUUGAAAAUAAAUUCUUGCCAUAGAAGAAA
This is a messenger RNA of Phlebotomus papatasi, 2389 nucleotides long. RefSeq lists its product as uncharacterized. Gene Ontology annotation, molecular function: calmodulin binding. NCBI's taxonomy places the organism in Eukaryota, Metazoa, Arthropoda, Insecta, Diptera, Psychodidae. The transcript has 5 exons. Bases 1048 to 1584 code for a protein of 178 amino acids. The record is from RefSeq and is a predicted model, not a curated record.